Messenger RNA from Prorocentrum cordatum, 430 nucleotides. The record is from the annotation of a GenBank genome assembly. Lineage: Eukaryota; Dinophyceae; Prorocentrales; Prorocentraceae.
AUCCUUGGGGUUUCAUGCGCGAGCUCGACCAGCCACCUGAAUUGCCCGACGCGCACGCCGCGGCCGCCCACCACGAGAGCGAGCGCGACAUCGAACGAUUACGAUGGCGCCUACGACGUACGCCAAAGCGCAGAGCCUGCCCAGCACAUCCACCACCGGCGGAGUUGUACUUGAUGGUCUUGAACCCACAGCGCGACAGACACUACAGGGGCGCUGGCUUUGACAUAGACGACACAGACGACAGUUACAUCGAGGCACGCCUACACCUGGCCUUCUUCCAUUUACGCUACCACCAGCUCGCGCCAGCAAGUUGGCACAUCAGCGAGUGCUACCCAGCCAAGACGCACGAUGCUCAUGGACCUCAAGGUCGGCGCCUUCUUCGCAUCCCCAGGGCGGCCAUCGGCAUGGGCUUCUUCGCGCGCUGCAUCAA